GUUUGUUUGUUUUGAUCAUGUUUUCGGCCAAAACGCGGCGCUAUUGAUUCAGUUUUAAAUCAUUAAUUUUUUUAUCUAAAUUUACCAUUGUUUGAGUGUUUUCACAUAAUGCUGUCUCUUUCUGUUCAUCAUAAUAAUCAUAAAGCAUUUUUCAAAAUGUUUUGUCGGUUUAGUGGUGGUAUCAUUUUAAAAUGGUGUAUUCAAAUCAUCAUUUUGUUAAUAUUCCACACGUUAAUUAUUAACGGAAAUGAAUCACCAUUACUUUUGAAACAAUUUGCUCAUUUAAGUUCGCUAAAAGGAUCAGAUAUAGUGUUCACUUGUAAUGUGGCCAAAGGAACGAAACCUUUUCAAUUCCAAUGGCAUAGAAAUAAUGUUGAACUUCGAGAUCAUAAACGAUCCAGAAUUGAAUCAAAAGAUAUUUACUCAUUGCUGACAUUGUAUAACAUUGAUGUCGAAGACAUUGGAAAUUAUUCAUGCAUUGUUACGAAUCAAUUUGGUUUCGAUAAACUUUUGUUUCAUCUAGAUGUAACAGAGAAAAUGUUUCUUAUAUGUUUCAAUGUCAUGUCAUAUCGGAUUCUAAACCAAUAUACUUCGAAUGGCUGAAAGAUAAUCAUCCACUCGUAGCCACUAGCCAUUCGUUGUUGUCUGAAUAUAAAAUUGACCAUUAUGAAACAUGGUCAACAUUAACAUUUAAA
Dermatophagoides farinae (American house dust mite) is the source of this 695-nucleotide messenger RNA. The record is from RefSeq and is a predicted model, not a curated record. Lineage: Eukaryota; Metazoa; Arthropoda; Arachnida; Sarcoptiformes; Pyroglyphidae.